AUUCACCAAAGCCAAUUUCAAUCAAUACGUUCUCGAGAAAUGUAAGGUAGAUUGCCAAGGAAUUAUGGAAACGAAGAAAUAUCGAAUCUGCAUGUUUUGAUGUAUAAUUUUAGUUUGCUAAAUCUACACUCAAAUUUUCCGGAAAACGUUUUGUGACAAAAAUCAUUAUUAAUUGUUAGCGUUUCAAGUAUUUCUUUCAAUAACGGAACAGGAUUUAUCCGAGACCCAAAUUCCCUGCCCGCUUGGGCCGAAUGCGGCCCUGCCGUCCUCAUUCCCACUUCCAAACAGCAGGUCAAACCUGGAAUGGAUGGAAAGCGGUCACCAGUGUACAGGUGUUUUUAAAUUCUCUCAACCAUAUACCGUACGAUUUUUUACUUUGCCCAUCGCACUGUUGGCCGUAUUCCUUCGAAAUUCCUCCGCAAAACAUUCCUGAUAGUGAUAAUAAGGUUAUGUGCAAAUUCGUCGCUGAAACAAAAAUCUAGUGCAUACAGUGUGUCGGGAUCCUUGGCUGCGUGUUCCCAAACCCAAAGUAACGUUACUUUUGCCGACGUGUACCUGCGGCGAACCUGUAUCAGAUUGGGAACAGGUACUAAAGUGGAAGCGUCAUGCAAGUCGCCCGAUCUGAGCCCUAUUGAAUUCGUGAAAAGUUUCGAAAGUGCGACCAGCGAAAACUAUAGGUUAUUUGCUUCGACAAUUUCGCAAUAAAAAUGGUCAACGUCCUUUGAAGGAAGAAAAACAAACAUUGGGGGCAUUACAGGUGUUGAUGGCUGGCGACGGCGCCUUCGCAGCAGAAAACAGGUGCCUGUUGAGGUGAUCAUGGCCAAUACGACAGCUGAAAAUGAGGCAGAUUCUGGAAGCGGCAUUGCUACCACCUUAGCUGUCCCAGAUAAUGUAAAUAUUAAAGAGGAGGAGGAUCAGAAUGACGAAAUGGUCACAGGUUCGACGAACUACGAUUCCAGCGACAGUACCUCCCUGUCAAAAUGCCUGCGCUGCAGCUUCGAAUCGCCCAGUCGUGUCGCCUUAGCAGCGCACGUUGCGCAGGCGCACGGCGAAGCCACACCGGCCGUGGCUGCAGCCGAUGUCAAAACAACGCCGGUGGUCGUAGUUCCCGCUGUCGUGGCACAGAUGGCGCCAGCGGCGGCGCCCGCUCAAGCUGGCAACACCGCGGGCGACAGACAGCACAGGAAGAUGUUCGAGUGCGAUGUGUGCAACAUGAAGUUCAGCAACGGGGCGAAUAUGCGCAGGCAUAAGAUGAGGCAUACCGGUGUUAAGCCGUACGAAUGUCGAGUCUGCCAAAAGCGGUUCUUCCGCAAGGACCACCUCGCCGAACAUUUCACAACGCACACGAAGACUUUGCCCCAUCAUUGCCCCAUUUGCAAUCGCGGCUUCCAGAGGCAGAUCGCGAUGCGCGCACAUUUUCAGAACGAGCACGUCGGGCAACAUGAUUUGGUCAAGUCGUGUCCACUUUGCAACUACCGGGCCGGGAGUAUGAAGAGUCUCAGGAUACAUUUCUUCAACAGGCACGGUAUUGACCUAGACAACCCAGGCCCCGCAGGCUCUCAAGCAGCUCUCCUCCAGCAAGCCUUCCAACAACAACAAGCCGCCGUCGAUGGCCUGACGGCGCUGUCACAACUAGCAGCAGCCAGUCAACCCUCUGGAGGCGGUGGCGGCAGUUACAGCGAUUCCGGAGAGUCCACCGGUAACAGAAGUACGGAUAACGCUACGCCGCCGAUGCAUUUCCUUACGCCACAGGUGGAGAUCAGCAUGGCUGACGGACCGGCCCAGAACUCGGUCAACAGUAAUUUUGAGCUUGAUCAGAAGUACAACAACAAUAACAACCAGCCGAACAGCCGCGUGAACGGCGAGUGCCCCGCGUCGCCCCAAUCUGGCGAUUCGAAUUCGAACGCUCCCACCAGCAGCCUGGCACAGUCUGGAACACUCAGGAUCGAUCAGGAAACGAGCAUCACACCGUCCAUUUCGUUGAUACCCAUAAAGCAGGAGCCUGGAGAGGAGUAUGAGGCAGCUAAGAAGAAUGGACCUGUUAAUCUCAGCACAUCACCUUCAGGUAGUGUCCAAAUGCAAACAGCCACCUCGUCGAGCCUCAGCAACCUGAUCAAAGUGUCCCCCCUGAAAAGCCUACUUCGCGAUGACCUGAAACGAAAGAUCGUCCAACGCGGCGGGGGCACAGGGAACGGCGGUACCCGUGGGGGCCGUGGGGCGGCGUCCCCCACUGCCGCGGGCGCGGAUGGAUCUCCGCCUGCAGCCGAUCAAGGGUCCGGUGCGACGAAUGGGGCCGUGUGUACCUCCACGGGGCCUGAGCAACCAAGCGAGAGCAGUUUGUGGAGGGGAAUGGGCAAACGAGCGCUGUCAGGGCAUCUGUUUGAUUUCUCCCCCAGCCUGCAGUGCGUGUUCUGCGGCAUCGGCUUUCCGGACCAGACUCUAUACUUCCUGCACAAGGGCUGUCACUCGGACGCGAAUCCAUGGAAAUGCAACAUUUGCGGCGAACAGUGUUGCAACGUGUACGAGUUCAACUCGCAUCUGCUCAGCAAGAGUCACCAAUGACUCGGUUAGGAACGGGGAGGACACUUGGUUGUGUCUAUUAUGUUGUUUUGUAAGGUUCAGUGGGUGACUUAGAACUUACUUUGGGUAAUUGGCCGGAGAAAUAAGAGAAAACGACACGUUCUUCGGGACAGUCGCAAAGGCAGCACGCAAAUGGCGAGAAACAAUUACAAAUUUUUGAAAGCUUGGUACGAGGUCUGUAAGUUAAGUGAUAAGAUGCAUGAAAUUGUUGUCACUCAUCUUCAGAACACAGUAGGAAAAACUAUUUCACAAAAAAAAUCUCGACGGACAACCAAAUGACUCGAGAAAGUUCAAACUCAUCACCCAAUUUACAGACCUCGUAUGUGUGAAAAUUUUUUCAGAUAUCAACUUUGGAGUAUGAUGAAAGUUGCCUUUUCAAGUGGCAACUAGAUUGUGUAUCGAAUUUUGAGCAAAAAUACAGUGUGUUUUGUAUACAAGCAAAAAUAUAAAAAAAUCCAAAAAUGUCGACCUUUAUCGCUUCAUAACUAAAAAACCUCAACAAACUUUCUACAGAUGUUCCGUAGGUAUCAUCCGAAACGACUUUGGUUUGCUGUCCUGACAAAAACGCUAAUUCCCUGGUCUAUAGUCUCGAUAGCAGAUCUCAGAAUAUAUAUACAGGGUGCUUGACAAAUUCCCGACCCCCUCCCUAUCUCGGAAAAUACUGAGAAUACGGAAGAAAAAAUAACUAAGACAAGAGUUGUAGGAACAGCCUAAUGGUGAUCUUGCAAAUGACCUUGACUUUGGCCUUAAAGGUCAUUUCAAGGUCAAAUUGAAAGAGGGGAAAAUUAUAAGUUGGGAUGUCGUUGGACAGGACCUUGACUUUGAAGGUCAUUUUAAGGUCAAAUUGAUCUUGUAUGCGAUCCUAUACUUUUGACCCCGAAAAUCUAAAGAUGGGAAAAUCCUAAUAUUGCGUAUGACCUUGACCUUGAAGGACAUUUUGUGGUCAAAUUAAUUUUCUAAAAUGCGACCCUUAUACCUUCGAUGACGAAAAUCCAAAGAGGCGAGAACUGUUAGCUUGGAUAUCACCUUUUUUUUAUACUCCAACUACCACGAAGGCCUAAGGCCUAAACACCCAUUGGGUACCGUGGGGCUAUAGCAGGAUACAGGGGAAAGGGGGAACGCCACACGGACUCUGGCGAGGGAACACGUGUGCAUGCAACAUGCACACAUUCUGGCUCCGCCUACGAGAUCCGCCGGGUGGUACCUCCGCGUUCGACAGUCAGAGACCGUCUACCACCUACGGACAAUCACAACAUCCAUAACCAAGGGAAAAAUUUCUCCUGGGACGGGACUCGAACCCGCACAGCGCACGGCGACUGAUCAGGAGACCGAAGAGUCUACGACUGCGGCCACCGCUGCUGCCUGAUCUUGAAGGUCAAUCUGACUUCGAAAGAAUCUCGGCAUGAUACGGGACAUUCAGACUAUUGUAGUGAGACGCUGUAUAGAAAUGUGAUGACAUUCAAGGUCAUGAUCAAGGGCAUCCAAACUUCAAAUUUUCUCACAUUUUAGGUAAAGGUUCCCAUUUGAGGAAAUCGCUUUGAACUUGAAUGACCGUUAAGGUCAAGAUCAUAUCGAAACUUAGAAUGUUCUCCUGUUUCGAUAUCCGGGGUCAACAGUUUAUGGUCCUAUUUAAGAAAAUCGCUUUGACCUUAAAACGACCUUCAAGAGCAUAACCAACCGUGAUUCCCUUCCGAUUUCCGAGGUAAAAAGUGUAGGGUCUAGCAAUUGACCUUCAUAUGACCCCCAAAGUCAAGAUCAUGGUCAAUUACAUAUCCAAACUUUGAAUUUUCCCCUUUCGAUUUCAGUACUUUCAAAUGACCUUAAAAAGGUCAAGGUCAUUGUUAAUGCCACUAUUAGAUUGCUUACAUAAAAUCCUACAAUAUUUGCCGGACAGUAUUUUCUGAGAUAGGGGGGGGGGGUAAUUUUGGAACACUGUAUAAUCCCAGAAAUCUGAGAUCUGGUUGGCACCAAUUUGUCUUCAUUUCCAUUAAGUUGGAGUUAUAACAUUCUGAUCUUGGGUCCAGGUUUUGUUGUCAGAACAUUUUUAGUUUGCAAAAGCCGGCCUUUUUUCAAGACCAAAAAAGGAAGGAGUCAUGGAUUACCAGACAGACGACAGACCGAUAGAAAUGAUUAAUUUUUUACCGGAUAUGUCACACAAUACCUAAAAAAAUAUCUUGGUUUUGAUAUGGUUCGUGAUUACGAUAUUUCUCCGCCAUUUGACAUGGACAAUAAAACGAAUUUUUGCUGUAAGUUCUAGGUCACUCAAUAUCUAUAUUUGACAAAUCGCAACAUAUCCAGAUCUAUUUAGGUUUUCAGUUCGUGAAAUAUCAGGCACACAUUUCUUAUGAAAAUUGAUAUCGGUCACAUUGACUCACCGUCUGAUGUUUACGGUUUUAGUUAUCCGCUCUAAACAUUCCCGAAAAUAGAGUCAACACUCAGAAUAUUUGAUAUUAUUCGAGCAAAAAAAAUCUCGAACAUAUUUCUAUUAAGACUUAAGUGCCUUUUGGUAAUACUGUGGCUUAAGAAACGUAUUCUAAAAAAUUCAUUCCAUGAAAAAGUAAACAUUCCACAUACAUACAAGUUUUGUUUUAGGAUAGGUGUUGAAAAGAAACCAGAGGAAGUUGUUGAUCAUUUUUGUUAGUUACUUUGUUUCUACCUAUCAAGUAGGAAUAAAAAUACUUAUGAAAUUUAGAAAAUAUUUUUUUGGGAACUGACUAUGACGUAUUGAAAUUUAAAAAGUUGCCUUGAUUUUAUGGUGGAUUUAAUAUGACUUAUUCCAUUAAAUAUCUCUUAAAAAUGUUAUGAUGUUUCAGUUGGCGUUGAUCAUGCGUUUUUAACUCUCCAAUGCCCACAGCCCGGCAAAUAUUUAUUUAUAUGUAUAAUACAUUUUAUUACAGAUUAAAAAAAUAACACUUUUAGCACUUGAAAUUAGAUUUUUGCUUCGAAGUGUAUAAUACAGUUUAUUACCUAAUGUAAAAUGAUUAUUCUAUUUUUCUUCCAAAUUAUAUUUCGGAUUGAGUGAGUGUUUAGUUACAGAAAAAGUAGAUACCUGCUAAUGAAAAAUAUAGGCUAACCUCAAAAGGGCACAAAAUGUGGUCUAAAUAACAAUCACGUUAUUCACGUUUCUACCAGUCUAAGGAAGUUAUAUCAAUUUUGUCUUUGCAAAUUGAUGAUCCUUUUCAUCUCUGUACACAGCACAAUUUAAGGCGGGAUUUUUGAAAAAUAUUGAUAAUGGGUAUUGGAGGGUUAAAUCUGCCAAUAAUCUUUUGUUGUUUAUAUUAAAAUCAGGAGUUGGGAAUUGAUUAGCGGUAAACGUUUGUUGGAAAUAUUUUAUAUGGGUGCCUUCCUUAACAUUAUAUGCUCAUUCAACCGUGGUUGUAGAUAUUUUCAGGGAAGUAGACACUCCCAAAAUGCUCAUCUUGUAGCUCGAUUGAAAUUUGCACAAUAAUAUUAUCAUUGUUGUUGAAUAAUUUUAAUACAUAUGUAGAAUUGUUGUUAGUUUAUAGACAACUUCGCAUUUUUUUGUAAAUACUAUAAUGCAUACUUAUAUCGCAACAUUUACACAAAUCGAAAUGAAACAAAAUCAAAAUUUUGUGAUAAGGUUGUUAACGCAAACAUUCCUAAUAUAGGUAACUAGAGAUUUAUUUACCAUGUAUUUUUUACACAAUUUAAUUUUUGACGAAUUUCCUUUUACACAAAUUGUUUCAUUAUUUUAUGAUGCGUUCAGAUUUUUCUGAAUGAGUAUGAAGUCAAAAAUUGGUUUUGGUUUUGUAAAGGUUUCUCAAGAUGGAUUAUUUUUUUAAAUACUGUUGCCUUAGACGAAAACUGAAUGUUGCUCUGAAAAUUCCGUCCAAAAAUAUACUGUUAUACAAUUGUUCAUGAAAUAUAUAUUUGUAUAUUUACUAUUAUAGUAUAGAUUUUAAGCAUUUAUAAAGUGUUGUUACACAAGUGGGUAAGUUUCUUAAGUAAACAAAAAACAAUAUUUUUUUAUACAUUCCAUAAAGGUUAUUAUAUUUUCUGCAAGAUUAAAAAUGAAGUGCAUUUGUAUAGUAUUUAUUUAUAUCUCUGAUUAAAUUUAGUGCAAUAACUUGUGGCGACAUAUUUUUAAAGGAUUCGAACUCUUCCUGUUUUUGAGAAAGAUUUAUUUGCAAUUUUAUAGGUUUGUUCUGAGUUUAAAAUUAUCGGGUUCGGUAAGCCAAGCAGCUGUUUUCUAACAACCUAGGUCCCAUAUCGUUUUUGCCUUAAAUCAAGCUACACUGUUGACAAUUUUGAAUUGUGAAGUGCAGACCUGCUAUAUAAAUGUAUAUUUUUACAUUUAAUCUUAAGUUACGCUUAUUUAAGUAUCUAUUUUCUACUUUUUUUUCUGUAAACACAUACAUUCCAUCUAUAGCAAAAUGUGAUUGUAAGAAGAGAGAACCUGUACCUAUGUUAUAUUUAUUUAAUAUUUAUAUUCAGUUGUGGAUGGCAACUUGUUAUAUUUGGUGAAAGGGGAAAAAUAAAGUUUCAU
Molecule: messenger RNA, 7087 nt
Organism: Acanthoscelides obtectus
Lineage: Eukaryota; Metazoa; Arthropoda; Insecta; Coleoptera; Chrysomelidae
Source: the annotation of a GenBank genome assembly